AUGAUAUUCCCAGAUAUAAUAACAGCACUAGUACUUGCUGCAGCCGAUUGGGUUAAGUACUACUGUAUUCCAUUCGACACAGAAGUGGGUGUAAAAUACAUGGCGCUCUAUUGUGACAAGUAUGAAAAAACGCCGUUAGCUUCUGAGCCACAUGGAAAAUCCAUCAUUUGCCAUACAAUUAUACAUCUUCCACAUGGACAGAAGAAAUUUGCCGAUUCGACCAGAAAUACCAGUUUCGUGAUGGCUUGCGAUAUUUUGGGCGACGUAUUGGUGCCCGAUAUUGCGCUGGUUAACAGUUGCAUCAAAAAAGGCUUCUUAAAGGCGCAGGUGCAAAUUUCAUUUGAUCUCAACAAUGACUGGCCGUGCAGACUUUUUGCUGUGAUUGCAAAUGGGUCAGUGAAGCAAAUCGACUGGGAAGAAAUAAAUGCAAAAUCCAAGGAUGCUACGAACGAAUUUAAUCCACCAACAUCAGAGAUCAAUUCGCAUGAAAACAGGCGUCUCAAUCGUCGCGCUGAACAGGAAGCAGCUUUUAAUGAGUACUGCAGGAAAGUGCCUGAAAUUUAUCGAGGACCACAGACGAAAGUGAUUAUAUCGGACAGCAAGAAACCGGAAUACUCAAAACCAGCACCUCCAGUGCCAGUCGAGACACGGAAUGAGGUUUGCCAUAUUAAGCACCAAUGUCAUUUGUGA
Molecule: messenger RNA, 690 nt
Organism: Gongylonema pulchrum
Lineage: Eukaryota; Metazoa; Nematoda; Chromadorea; Rhabditida; Gongylonematidae
Source: the annotation of a GenBank genome assembly